AUGGAAGGCGCAAAGAACUGGUACAACAAACAAUACGAGUCCUGGGUGCCGUGGAUCGAAGACAAAGUCCUCGGCUGGUUCGGCGAGAACAAGACCAGCUACGUCGCCAAAGACAACCUCAACAAGACCAAAAUCACCGGCGACGAGAACAUCGAUGCGAUCCAGGACGACGUCAACAAGGGCGUUGGGGGACAGUUCGGCAAGGGUGGCUUGCUUGAAGGGGUGGGAAAUCUGACGAGCAAAGAGGUGCUCAACCGGGGAGAAAGACAAGGAAAGAACGACAAGGGCGGAUAUGGACUGUGA
Molecule: messenger RNA, 303 nt
Organism: Fonsecaea erecta
Lineage: Eukaryota; Fungi; Ascomycota; Eurotiomycetes; Chaetothyriales; Herpotrichiellaceae
Exons: 2
Coding region: 1-303 (100 amino acids)
Source: RefSeq, a predicted model, not a curated record